Messenger RNA from Gryllus bimaculatus (two-spotted cricket), 3229 nucleotides. The record is from the annotation of a GenBank genome assembly. NCBI's taxonomy places the organism in Eukaryota, Metazoa, Arthropoda, Insecta, Orthoptera, Gryllidae.
UGCAAAACAGCGGGGAGCAUUACAUGUAUAGGUGCUGACGGCGCGUCGCCGCAGUGGACACGGAGCUAGCGAGCUGAUCGGUCGAGCAUCUAAGUUCACGCGCUGUGACUAGGUUCCCCGUGCAACAUGUGUCGUGUGGCUGGCGUCGCCCGAGUUUUGCUGCUGGUGGGCUUCGCGAAUCUUGUGUUGGGUUCGGCGAUCCCGAUGUGGGAAUUUCUAAGCAGGACUGAAAAGAUGAAUCUCCUAUACAGCAUGUUCGUGAAGCAAGUCAAUGAAUACUGCGAUACUGUUGGGAUGCCCGAUAGACCAGAUUGUCAAAAAGGUCUACUUCUUUAUGGUCUCACAAAUCUUGCAAAAAUGGGUGAAGAUAGUCUGGACAAAAUGGAUCCAUAUCAACGAGGAGCAUCUGUCAUCGUUUGGGAAUCGAUGAUGAAAGGCAGCUUCAAGCCAAUGGAGACAUCAUCACAGAACCACAAAAUUUCUAGUACAGAAGGUGAAAAUGAAACUGGAAGUGGAGAUAAUAAUUUGGGAUCCCAAGUAGAAGCUUCAUCAAACAUUCCUCAUUAUGCAACAACUGACAGCCAGAAAUACAUAUCAGGUCCAAUGAUUGUGAGAGUUCUACCGAAUGGAAGACCUGUACCAGGAGAGUCUCAUCUACCAGCUCUAAAAGAUGAAGAUGCAGAGGAUUUUAAACUGAUGAGCUCCCAUCCACCAUCAGAAAUAAUGCAGCUUGCAACUGGGGCCAACACCCAACAGUUUGCACAUAAAGUGGCAUCAUUUGAUGCAAUGAGUCAUGUGCAUAAGUUGGCGACUUCACCUUAGAUCAUUUGCAAAGUUAAUGAGGAAAUGUAAGUAAUUAUAUUGAAAAAAGUGAAGUUCUCAACUAAAGGAAUUUGAGGCAACGUAAUAUUUUUUUAUGUAUGAGAAAUAUUUAUAUACUGUUUCCAAAAAUUAAUUCAGUAUAAAGACAAUAAUGUUUGAAUGUUGUUUGAAAACAAAUUGUACGUGUAUCAAUAUAUCCUAUUGCAUUCUGAAGCAAAAGUUUAAAAUUUCAAAGAAGUCAUGGAAUUUUUGAGGAAACCAAAAGAUUGUUACAAUGUUUCUCUUGUGGAAAUACGUUUUUGUUCCAGCCUUUGAAAUGUUAUUAGAAAAGUAAUUGUUUAGUGUUGAAUAUACAUUCAUUCAGAUUAUGUAACAAAUUGACAAGUAUUUUCUCUAUAACAGUUUGUCAAUUUUUUUUUACAACCAUCAAACCAUUUGAGAAAUGUUGCGUUGCAUAUAAAAAUUGUUAUUUAGAAAAUUUUACCUCUGUUGAACAAUUAAGUGAAGAAGAAGUAAAACAUGACCAAUACAUUACAGUUCAUAACAACAAAGGAGAUCAUUUGGAGAAUUGAGAAGUAAAGUAAAUCAUUUUACUAAAUGUAGUAAAUUAUAUCAUUUAUUUAUAUUAGAGUCUGGCAGAGGGUUUUUCUGCAUUAAAAAUAUCUUUGGAAAAAUGUUUAUCAGUUGUGUAAAUAUAUAAAUGUGCUUUCUUGAAGAUUGUAGGUAAAAUAUUUUGGAAAAUAUACAUGCUUAAAAAAUGUAUGAAGUUAAAAUUUGUGCUGACGGAAACUAUUCCUUUUAAAAAAGAAAGUCAAAAGCUCUUUUCAUUCUCUGAUAUUAACAAACAGUUAACUGAAUGACAACAGAAAAUUGCCAUUCUUACACUGAAGUUUCUCAUAUCUCAGUGCCAAUGGUGUAGUGUAGAACCUGAGUAUUGACACAAUUCAAAAUUAAUUAUAAUCAAAAUGCUUGGCACAAGAGCUAAGAAGACUAGCUUCUUUCAUCUUUAUAUUUACUGAUUUAUGGUUGUAUCAGUAUCCCAGUAUAGAAGUUAUCAUCAGUACAAAUUGAAACUAAUAUUAUGGGUGACUGAACAGAAGCUUUAGCAACUUUUAAGCCCAUAAGCAAACAAAUGAAUUAUUGUAUUGAAACUAGUAGCAGUUUAAAUACUAUGCAUGUGCAAGUUAUAAAGCUAAAAAUGUAGCACAUUCAUUGUGAGGAUUCUUCUUAUGUACGUACAAUAUUUAAUGAUUUUUAUAUAAUUUAAUUAAUAAAUUUGUUCCAUUAAGACAUUAAAUUUUUUGAAAAUAAGUUAGGUACAUAUUCAAAUAUCAUAUAUUAAGAAAAGAAAGAUAAGAAUACUUAAAUUUUCAUUUCUGAAUAAAGAUUUAUUCAAUACUUACCCAUCAGUAAAUUUUCUCUUUUAAUACUGACCAUUUAUCCACAAAUCAUCUGUGGGUCCUGUUUGUUUGAGAUCUCUGAAAAUUUGGAUGUGGCUAAGUCAGAAUUUUAGAAACAUACUUCAUCAAUUAGGUCAGUUCAAUACUUUAAUCUGUAAGUUCUUUUGUCUUCAUUCUGUAAUAUACAAGUUUGUCACAUUAAAAAACAGAAAUCUGGCAAAAAAUAUUAAUAUUCUGUGAAGUAAUAUUGAGGCAGAAAAGUCAUGUCAUUCAAUUGUAUAUUACUAUUAUAAUGGCAUUAAGAUUUUUUAUUAUUAUAAUUAUUACAAAAUUAAUUUAUUGAAUUCAACAAAUAUUGAAAUAUGAAAAAUGUAUGUGAUUACUAAAGAUGUCUGAUAUUAUUAAAAUAUUACAAAUUAUCUGAUUGUAUACAAAUUUCAAAUUCAUUUUGCUAGAUAAUUGUUCUUGUAAAAUAAUAAUAUUAUUGCAAAUUCUGUUAUUUUGUAGACAAGAUUUUUUAAUUAUUUCUGAUAAUUGAAAUGUGCAUAUUUGAAAUGAACACUUCUAUGAGCAACUACAUAGACAACAUUACAAUAAUAUUUCAAAGAAAAUUGAUUGUUUCAAAAUAUGUUUUUACUACACUGCUAUGGAUGUCAUAUAAGAAAAUACUUUUCAAAUUCAACUCUUCUGUAAAAGCACAAAUAUCAAAAUUUCAAUAUAAAUAAUGUUGCUCAUAAAGUGUUUAUAGCUACACAACACUAUGUAAAUAAUUAAUUAUAAACAUAUGUGAGGAGUCAUUAAUUGUUACAAGUUCUCUCUUCAUGAACUAUAAGUUUUAUUUUUUGUAAUGUAUUUAUCAGUGAAUAUUUAUUCGUAUUAUUGCUUUUAUAAAAUAUUAUGCACUAGUAUAAUUAUUUUUAUGUUUAAUUUAUUGUUAAUAAGAUAUUUAUAUUUUGUGCAAUACAUCAGUAGUUGUUUACCUGAUUUGUACAGUUAUUAAAAUUCAU